AAAAAAAAAAGGUAAAGAGGGAUCGUCCCCCUUUACCAGAAAUUUACCCAACUCCUUGAUCUCCACGUUUAUUGAUUAAAUAUUUAUUUUACAUGGUCAUUUACAAAAUGUUACUACUUUUAUGCAUUUCUGACAAAUAAAUCAAACAUAUAUAAAUACCCCAAGCUAUGAACAAUCAAAAAAAAAUAUUUCCAAAUCAUUCACAUCUUUUCUUUUACCUCAACCACUACAAUGAAGCUUUCCACUAUCACAUCCACAAUCCUCGGUGCUGCUCUCAUGUUUGCCUCCAAGGCAGUAGCUGAUGUUGACUUCUUUGACUAUCCUGCACCCAAUGCCGUAUUCCGUACUGGCAAGACAGUUCAAUUUGUUGUGGAUGACAUGCCCAGUGAUGGUGAUGACCGUGUCUAUGCUGAUUUGUUUACAUCUGACGGAAGAUUCAUCAAGACCAUUCGUCGUUGGGAGGGAGAUCACCAUAACGACAACUUUGCUUUCAGCUGGACCAUUGACCGUAGUAUCAAGAGUGGUCGUUACUUUAUUGAGUUAUACUCGGAAGAUGAUGGUGAUGAUGAUGAUGUUAGCAGAAGUUUCAUCUUUGAAGUUGAGGCUGCUCAACCCAAUAAGCCCAUGGGUGGUCGUAAGCCUCCUGUUCGUGGUGGUGGAAAGAGAUUUUAAAUCAUUCUGCAAAUCAUUUUAUUAUUUUAUCUUCAUAAUCCCUCAUAUCUC
This is a messenger RNA of Mucor mucedo, 723 nucleotides long. RefSeq lists its product as uncharacterized. Lineage: Eukaryota; Fungi; Mucoromycota; Mucoromycetes; Mucorales; Mucoraceae. The record is from RefSeq and is a predicted model, not a curated record. The transcript has 3 exons. The coding region runs from base 232 to 672 and encodes 146 amino acids.